Messenger RNA from Syngnathus acus (greater pipefish), 1233 nucleotides. RefSeq names its product protein AMBP-like. The record is from RefSeq and is a predicted model, not a curated record. Gene Ontology annotation, cellular component: plasma membrane; cell surface. Gene Ontology annotation, molecular function: serine-type endopeptidase inhibitor activity. Bases 63 to 1106 code for a protein of 347 amino acids. Lineage: Eukaryota; Metazoa; Chordata; Actinopteri; Syngnathiformes; Syngnathidae. The transcript is spliced from 10 exons.
GCACACAUAUAACACAGGGUCAAUGCUCCUCACAUGAACCAGAGCAUCGAAAGACUGUGAUCAUGCAGAAAGCUGUGUUUCUAGCUUUUACGCUAAUCCUGGGAUGGACCUGCAGCAGCCAGGCUCUGGUUCUCCCAGAACCUCUGUAUCCUACGCAGGAGAACUUUGACCUAACCAGGUUUUUAGGGACUUGGCAUGAUGUCGCUGUGGCCAAGACAUGCCUUCAUGAUUGCCCCACGAAGGACUCCGCAAUCGGCAAUCUGGUGCUGCAGAAAGGUUCCGCUGAGGAUAAACUGCAAAUGACCAGAACAGUACUCAAAAAUGGGACCUGUAAGCACAAAAGUGGAGUCUAUAAUCUAACUCCAACACCGGGACGUUUUCGUUUUGCAAAGUUGGACGCCGAAGUGGACGCCUACGUGGUGCACACUAACUACGAGGAAUACGCCCUCAUGGUAAUGAUGAAGGAGGGAUCAUCGGGCCAGAACUGCACCACAGUGAAGCUUUACAGUAGGACCAUGGACGUGAGGGACACGGUGCUGGAUGACUUUCGAACGCUGGUCGGAGAACAAGAGAUCAGCCACGACAACGUUGUCUUUAAACAUAACAAAGGUGACUGUGUUCCUGGUGAGCAGGUGGAAGAACCAAUUGUGGUCGAGAAGGUGAAGAGGGACGUAGAAUCAACUGACCCGCUGGAAGAAAUGGAAUUUGUCGGUUCUGGUGACGACACCCUCAUGUUCAACGGAUCAGAGGCGUGCAGUCUAGGAGUGGAGGCGGGGCCUUGUUUUGGUAUACACCAGCGCUACUUCUACAACUCCAGCGCCAUGAGCUGUCAGAUGUUCAACUAUGGAGGUUGUCUGGGCAACAAGAACAACUUCAAGAGCGAGAGGGAGUGUCUGCAGAGGUGCCGCACUGAAGCGGUGUGUCGUCUCCCCCUGACCGCCGUGGCGUGCUCGGGUGAGCCCCUCAACUGGUCUUUUGAUUCCAUGCUGGGCGAGUGUGUGCCUUACAAAGCAGGCUUCUGCCAGACCAACGGCAACAAGUUCUACAGCAAGGCCGAGUGUGAUGAGUACUGCGGCGUAAAAAAUGCAAUAGUCUUGGAAGACUAAGGGGAACAUCCAAAGCUUUUUGACAGUCAAAAUUCCAAACACCGACUGCAAUUUAUUUGUAGGGGAAAUGUCUUUGGAUAUUAUGCCAGAACACUUUGCAAAUAAAGAAAUGAAAUGUGAAAAUUAA